Molecule: messenger RNA, 591 nt
Organism: Cylindrotheca closterium
Lineage: Eukaryota; Bacillariophyta; Bacillariophyceae; Bacillariales; Bacillariaceae
Source: the annotation of a GenBank genome assembly
AUGAAGUUCUUCGAUAAGAAGAGAGAUUUGGAGACAUUUCAAGAUGGCGAUCAAAUUGCAGGAGUGGAUGACACGGAACAAGGUUACUUAGAAGAAGCCUUUGAUCAGGACUAUGAACCUGAAGAUGAAGAUGAACGUGACUUCAACCUACGUGGACAAUUGGAUGAUAUCGAUGACUCCAAAAGAGAAGAGCUCUUGGCAGAUGCAGACAAUGAUGUCGAUGAUAUGCCAGAACUCACUGUCAGAUUCCGUGGAGAUGACGACUAUGAAUCAGACGACGAUUCGGGUGAUGAAGGCGAUGAAGAGGAAGAACCUAUUGUGGCCGAUUUGGAUCACCAUCAAGAAAAUGUCGAUAGAGGAACCGAUGAUACGGGGAGCCUCGUUACUGAUCUGGAGGCCCUACAAGAGCCGCCAGAAGAAGAGAUUGUAUUUGAGCCUGAAGAAAGGCCUCAAGUAGCAAAAGUCACUCGAUCUGGGCAAACGUAUGCGCAAGCUGCAAUGUCUGGGCUAAACCUUUCUCAAGUUCCAAAGAAACCAAGAGAAUGGCCUUCAACCAGGAGUGGCAGUUCUGCCAAUAAGAACAAGAAUUGA